GGCAUUCACUCCGUUCGCAUCGCAUCCCUUUUAGUUCCCCCCAUGAUCCUCGUCGCUUUCGCAGCACGCGCUCCAGUAUUAUCCCUGUGCAACCAUCAGCUCUGCUCUCGUACGUUAACGCUCCAAGUCAGCCGCUUGUGACCUUAUUUACACGAAAUCAAAACAAACAGCCAGACCCGAUCCCCUUGCCUGCCAUGCCGCCGUCCCCAGCAGCCACCUCCACUUCAUCGCGGCUUCGCACCGCGAUCGCGCAGUACGGACGGCUGGCGGUCGCCGUCCACAUCGGCGUGUCAACCGUCUCUUUUGCCGGCCUGUACCUCGCCAUCCGCAGCAGCUUCGACGUGGAAGGCUUGCUAAACAGAGUCGGUCUCCUCCCCUCGCCCACGCACCCUCCUUCUUCCGCAUCUCCAGCCGAUGCUGCUCCUCCCCCGACGUCUCAUUCCGCGGAUUCGUCAGAACGCAACACCGCGUUGUCAGGGAACGACCUAAGCUCGGCUGGUCUGCCGGAUUCCUCCUCUUCCGUAGCUGGCAGAAAGACCGAUCCAGGAUCAAGCACGGCGACCAGGGAGCACGCGAGAGCAGAGUCCUCUGGUGAAAUGUCAGGUGCUGUGAGGGAGGGGCCUGCUGGUGCAGGUACUACUCGAGCAAAUGUAGCCGUUGGGAGUGCAGGAGGCUCUGAGAGUGGAGGAGCAGCAGCGGCGGGUUUAAUAGGAAGUGGUGGUGCUUUGGCUGUGGCUUGGCUCUGCAACAAGGCUCUGAUUCCUGUCCGUGUGCCGAUCACCCUAGCGCUCACACCGCCCAUCGCUCGAUUCUUGACAGCAAGAGGCUAUAGGAUUUAGUUGCAGUCUUGGCCACUCUGCAGCUUGACGAAGGCCUAGCUGGCCACAAGCAUGUGUCAUCACAACCAAAGAUGACCAUGUUACUUGUCUCUUGAUAGAUUGAUCCAUGUGUACUAUUAUAGGGCCUCUGAAGGGAAUCAAUCCCCAAAUCAUGUCCUCGUGGAAGGCCGCAUGUUGGUUUUGAAGACUC
Molecule: messenger RNA, 1029 nt
Organism: Closterium sp. NIES-67
Lineage: Eukaryota; Viridiplantae; Streptophyta; Zygnematophyceae; Desmidiales; Closteriaceae
Source: the annotation of a GenBank genome assembly